Macaca mulatta (Rhesus monkey) is the source of this 1096-nucleotide messenger RNA. The record is from RefSeq and is a predicted model, not a curated record. Lineage: Eukaryota; Metazoa; Chordata; Mammalia; Primates; Cercopithecidae.
UUCUCAAUACUAAAACUCAAUUCCCCGCCAGGCCUGCCAGACACCUGCGCCGGCCCGCAGCCACCGCGGCAGCUGCCAGCGUGUGUGGCCCAGACAUCCAGACGCCGUCUGCCAUCCAGAUCUGCAGGAUCAUGCGGCCAGAUGACGCCAGUGUGGUCCGCAAUGUAGGGGUGACCAUCUUGAAGAUGAUCGAGGAGGUGGGCGCCAUCAUCAGCACCUGGCAUUGCAACAGCCAGAACAGGGACCGCUGUGUGGCCACUCUGGCACGGGUCGAGCACACCGACUUCCUGUGGCCCAUGUGCAUCGGUGAGGUGGCCCACAUCAGCGCGGAGAUCACCUACACUUCCAAGCACUCAGUGGAGGUGCAGGUCAACGUGAUGUCCGAAAACAUCCUUACAGGUACCAAAAAGCUGACCAAUAAGGCCACCCUCUGGUAUGUGCCCCUGUCGCUGAAGAACGUGGACAAGGUCCUCGAAGUGCCUCCUGUUGUGUAUUCCCGGCAGGAGCAGGAGGAGGAGGGCCGGAAGCGGUACAAAACCCAGAAGCUGGAGCGCAUGGAGACCAAGUGGAGGAACCAGGACGUCGUCCAGCCAGUCCUCAACCCAGAGCCGAACACUGUCAGCUACAGCCAGUCCAGCUUGAUCCACCUGGUGGGGCCUUCAGACUGUACCCUGCACAGCUUCGUGCAUGAAGGCGUGACCAUGAAGCUCACGGACGAGGUCGUCGGGAUCGUGGCUGCACGCCACUGCAAGACCAACCUCGUCACAGCUUCCGUGAACGCCAUUAAUUUUCACGACAAGAUCAGAAAAGACUGCAUCAAGACCAUCUCCGGACGCAUGGCCUUCACGAGCAAUAAAUCCGUAGAAAUAGAGGUCUUGGUGGACGCCAACUCUGUUGCGGACAGCUCCCAGAAGCGCUACCGGGCCGCCAGUGUCUUCACUGUGUCACUGAGCCAGGAGGGUGGGUCGCUGCCCAUGCCCCAGCGCUUGCCCGAGACCCAGGAUGAGAAGAAGCGCUUUGAAGCCUGACUCAGUGGCUCAAGUCUGUAAUCCCAGCACUUUGGGAGGCUGAGGCAGGCGAAUCAUCUGAGGUUGGA